UUCUUCCUCUCGCGGUGCAUGCUGGGUCACAGCAGCUGCAAGUUCUCCCCCGUCAUGGCGUCCCGUGUCCUGCACCAGUGCGUCCGCUCUCUCGCCCGGCCCUCGCUGAGGCUUCUCACCGCUAACCCGACGGUGAGAGCCGCCCCGGCCCCUUUAGCGGCAGCCGUCCGACCUCUCUCCUUCGCCGCAGGCAGCCGGAGGACGCGGUGGCUCGGGCAGAGCCGGAUCUCAUCAGGUGUGUUGUGCCGACAAUAUGGAGACCUGCCCCCCUUAACUCUAGAGACCAUCAAAGAUCGUGUCAUGUACGUGCUCAAGCUCUACGACAAGAUCAACCCCGAGAGUCUGCAAGCAUCCUCCCACUUUAUGAAAGAUCUGGGUCUGGACAGCUUGGACCAGGUGGAGAUCAUUAUGGCCAUGGAGGAUGAGUUUGGCUUUGAGAUUCCCGACGGGGAAGCGGAGAAGUUGAUGACGCCGGCGGAGAUCGUACAGUACAUCGCAGACAAGAAGGACGUUUAUGAAUAAUCUGUUGGAUAAGAGCGUGACCAACGGGACACCAAAUUUCUUGACUUCAAUGUUCUUCAAUGUUCUAUCUAUAUGUCACCCCCCCCUCCCUGCAAUGUAUCAUUUCUUCAGAGUUGAUCAAUAAAAGACAUAACAUA
Doryrhamphus excisus (bluestripe pipefish) is the source of this 659-nucleotide messenger RNA. It is a transcript of the gene ndufab1b, whose product is annotated as NADH:ubiquinone oxidoreductase subunit AB1b. Gene Ontology annotation, biological process: fatty acid biosynthetic process. Gene Ontology annotation, molecular function: acyl carrier activity; acyl binding. The record is from RefSeq and is a predicted model, not a curated record. Gene Ontology annotation, cellular component: mitochondrion; respiratory chain complex I. NCBI's taxonomy places the organism in Eukaryota, Metazoa, Chordata, Actinopteri, Syngnathiformes, Syngnathidae.